Messenger RNA from Chelonia mydas (Green sea turtle), 4220 nucleotides. RefSeq names its product ADAM metallopeptidase domain 8 (gene ADAM8). Gene Ontology annotation, biological process: proteolysis; positive regulation of cellular extravasation; regulation of cell-cell adhesion. Lineage: Eukaryota; Metazoa; Chordata; Testudines; Cheloniidae. Bases 87 to 2876 code for a protein of 929 amino acids. Gene Ontology annotation, molecular function: metalloendopeptidase activity; cell adhesion molecule binding. The transcript has 26 exons. The record is from RefSeq and is a predicted model, not a curated record.
GCGGGGCUGAGUCAGACGGAGCCGGGGCUGCUGGCAGAGAGGAGCGCACCGCACCGCUCCGCACCUCAGCGCGGGGAAGCCGCGCCAUGGCCCGGACGCUCGCCCUGCUGGCGCUGUGCAUGGCGCUGGGGCGCCGCGGAGUUUUUGCCAGCCCAUCGGAGAAACUCACACAUGUGGUCCAAUAUGAAAGGGUGACACCUCGCAGAGUGCCUGCAGCUCCUGGGAAAAGAGACCUUUCUGCUCAACUCAACACGUAUCCGGACCACGUUCAUUACAGCAUCCGUGCAGAAGGGAGGGACUAUGUUCUCCGUCUGGAAAAGAACAGGGGACUGAUUGGGGAGCACUACACUGAAACCUAUUACUCAGAAAAUGGCACCGAGGUCACUGAGAGGCCAGACACUCAGGAUCACUGUUUUUAUCACGGGGAUGUUCACGGACACAGUGAUUCAGCGGCAAGCAUCAGUACCUGCAGAGGACUCAGUGGAUUUUUCUGGGCCGAUCAAACAGUCUAUUUAAUUGAGCCAUUGGGAGGUGAUGAUAAGGGGGAGCAUGCGGUGUACCGAGCGGAUCACCUGAGAGUGAAGCGUGGGACCUGCGGAGAUGCCAAUGUCACUUUGGAAUACGACCAUGAACCGAAAGUUGCUGCCGCAAUGAAGCCCCAUCACUGGAAAUCGGCUCCAUUUCAGAAAGGGACCCGAUAUGUGGAGUUGGUCUUGGUCGUGGACAAUGCGGAGUACAAGAAAUCCAAAGACAUGCGGAUGAUUCAGAAUCGCAUGAAGGAAAUUGUAAAUCAUGUUGACAAGCUUUAUCAGACUCUUAAUAUCCGUGUGGCCUUGAUAGGCCUGGAAGUCUGGAGUUACAAAGACAGGAUCACUGUGAGUCCAAACCCAGACACCACACUGGACAAUUUUCUUCACUGGCGAGAGACUGAACUGUUACAGAAGAAGAAGCAUGACAAUGCCCAACUGAUCACAGGCAUAGACUUCCAAGGCACAACGGUGGGACUGGCCAAGAAGUAUGCAAUGUGCACCAGGGACUCAGGAGGAGUAAAUCAGGACCACAGCUUGAAUCCUAUAGGAGCUGCCUCAACCGUGGCUCAUGAGAUGGGACACAACCUGGGAAUGUCUCAUGAUGAAGACGUUGGUGGCUGCAGCUGCUUGGCCCCAAAGACCGAUGGAGGAUGUGUUAUGGCAGCUAGUGUUGGCAUGAUUUACCCAAAGUACUUCAGCAGCUGCAGUGUAAGUGACCUGCAGAAGUUUCUAAGUGAUCCCCGGACUAGCUGCUUACUGAAUAUCCCCAAGGCUGAUGAGCUGUACGGGGUGCCUGUCUGUGGAAACCAGUUUGUAGAGCGAGGGGAGCAGUGUGAUUGUGGGACGCCCAAGGAAUGCAGGGAUCCCUGCUGCAACGCCACCACCUGCCGACUAAGUGACGGAGCAGAAUGUGCUCAGGGAGAAUGCUGCCAAUGGUGUAAGGUGAAGGCUGCUGGUGUGUUGUGCCGUGCCAGUAAGAACAGCUGUGAUCUGCCCGAGCACUGCACUGGCCUCUCAGCAGAGUGCCCGGAGGACGUCUUCCAAGAGAAUGGUGUGCCGUGCCAGUAUGGGAAUGGCUACUGUUACAACGGGGUGUGCCCCUCGCACAGCGAGCACUGCCGCACGCUAUGGGGUGCAGAGGCCCAGGUGGCCCCUGAUAUCUGCUUUGAGUACAAUGGCCGCCAGAAGGACUACCUGCAUUGCUUGACAGAGAACGGGAAAAGGCCCUGCAGCCCAAAAGACGUUAAGUGUGGCACGCUGCAUUGCCUGAGUGGGAACAGGACCCCCAUUGGAGGGGGUGGCGUCUACUCCCUGUCUCUCGGGGGGGUGACCUGCAAAGCAGCUGUCACUGACAAGGAAGAAACUGAUGUGGUGGCGAAUCUUGCGCUAGUGCCAACAGGCACCAAGUGUGGGGAGGAAAUGGUCUGCUAUGCCGGGCGCUGCCAGGACCUCCUGAUUUAUGGUGCCAAAAACUGCUCUGCAAAGUGCAACGGUUACGGGGUCUGCAAUCACAAGCGGGAAUGCCACUGUGAGCCCGGCUGGGCCGCGCCCUACUGCGAGCGGAAGCUUUCGGAGAUUGCAUCAGGUGGAAGCAACAUGGUUGUGGCAGCCGUGCUGACAGUGGUGGUGCUGGUAGCCAUGCUGACCAUCGGAGGCUUUGUGUUCUACAAAGGCAAUGGGAAGAAAUACUUCCAGAAAGGGAGGAUUGUGACCACCACCACCAACGGGCUCUCCAACCCCUUGUUUCAAGAGGGAAGCAAUACUAGGAACGUGAGGCAUGAGCUUCAGAGUUGCGACAUCAGCAGCCCAAAUCUGAUUGCCACAACCUCAGACCUGAAGAGCCCCAGGUCUGUGUACGUGCCCAUGACUCCCAGCAGGCUGCCGCCCGAGCCUCCUGCGGUGGCCAGUAGUGCCUGUCAGAGCUCGCUAGCGUAUCCAGCCAAACCUGUGCAGGUUGGAGUUAAACCCAACGUGGCACCUCCCCCUCUGGUCUCUGCAAAGCCCAAACCAGCUGCUGGCGAGGUGAAGCCGAAGCCACCGACCCGGCCUCUCCCCGAGCUGAGAAGCAAACAGCGUAAGGCAGAUAAGCUGAAUGGCUGUAGUAUGGAUGGGACCAAAUUGUCAGCUCUGCCUAUCCCGCCUGCCAAACCUACUGCCCUGAUGUGUCAAUCCAGUCAGCCCCAGCGUAAGGCAGAUAAGCUGAAUGGCUGUAGCAUGGAUGGGACCAAAUUGUCAGCUCUGCCUAUCCCGCCUGCCAAACCUACUGCCCUGAUGUGUCAAUCCAGUCAGCCCCAGCAGGCCGCUUCCUUGAAGGUGGCACUGAAGCCUCCAGCUCCACGGAGAUGACCCAGACUGUGGCAGCUGGGACAGCAAGGCGUGGCUGGCUCCAGCGUUUCUCUAGAAUGAUUGAGCAUUUCUGCUUCUUGCUUAAUGGUACUCGACUCGCUUAGCAGAGUCUUCCUUCAAGGUCUUGAGUGUUUACAUGAAAUGCUUGACUCAGCUGUGCCUUAACACAGAUGCUGUGGCUGCACAAUACAGCAGGGCUGGCCAGCAAUGGCUGCUUGGAGGCCAGGGGGGCUCACACCAGCAGAUGUAGGGAAACGUUCUCAGGUUUUCACUAGUGAAAGGGCAAGGCCUUCCCAAAAGUACAAAUGAGGGACACUUCUCUCACUGCAGAGCCCCCCCUUCCCAUGCAGGCAUGGGGGGGUAGGGGGAGCAGCUCAGGGGACCGUUCCUAUUUCCAUGCCAUGCAUGAUCUGUAGCAAUGAGCCCAGCAGAUCAUUGUGUCAUGGCAACGCACUGCCAAGACCACCCAUCCUAGCAUGGACCGUGUCAGCUAGAUCGAGGGGACUAACCCCAGCAUUGCAAGCUGGCAGCUGUAAUCUCUGCCCACUGCAUCCCCCCAUGCUGCCGCCUGAAAUUAUGUUGUUGCUUUCAGGUGCUGGACAUAGCAAACGUGCCCCGCCCCUGCGGGUGAUCCAAUUCAGCAGUCAGGCCGGGGUUGUGGAAGGCCAUUCCAGCAAUGGCCUCUUAGGUAACAGCUGGAACCUUAGCAUGUUCAGAGACUGUUUUUGCCCUGCCCCUAGUGCCUGAAUCCAGCCAAAUGGUUUUGCUGACAGUGACACACCCAGGAGCCUGGGCUGGCUCCCCAGCCCUCCAUAGGGCCUUUCCUUAUAGGCAAAACAACUGUGACAAGCUGCCAGCCCAAUUCCCUCAAUGUCUCAAGUGUCAGCUCCUACUAUCUGCAGCACAGACCCUCGUAUGGCACUUUCCAGCCCAGUCCUUCCAAAGCAUGUCAGGAUGAACUGGGACUCCUGGCUGGAGCUGGCAUUCGGGAUGUUCCUGGGUUUGGGCAGGCAGUAGCCACUCUCUCCCCAGCACAGAUUUCCAAAGCUGCUGGCUGUGCAGUGCGUAGGCAUGACCAGCUACUGCCAAUGCAGGAGCCAGUGCUGUACGGUGCCUGGCAGGUAGCAGCCAGGACCCCAGAAUCUACUGCAGUAACUUGAUGCCACAGUAAUACAUGCUGCGCUGAGCAAACAGCCCUACUCACCCAGAGCACAUCACGGUCAGCUGGUGUUGGGUUAUUCUGUUGGCAGCCAAUGUAUUUUAUCAUUUAAAUUAUUGUCUGAGUUAUGGUCUGUCUGAAGAUGGGUUGGUUUUUUUUUAAUCAUGAUAAUUUAUAACCUUUAA